Messenger RNA from Strongylocentrotus purpuratus (purple sea urchin), 4902 nucleotides. RefSeq lists its product as uncharacterized. The record is from RefSeq and is a predicted model, not a curated record. The coding region runs from base 1014 to 3434 and encodes 806 amino acids. NCBI's taxonomy places the organism in Eukaryota, Metazoa, Echinodermata, Echinoidea, Camarodonta, Strongylocentrotidae. The transcript is spliced from 6 exons.
AAGGACGUCGGCGCUGGAACGUUUGGAUAUAAUACCGACCAAUUACCCCCUUGUGUUAGGCCAAAUAUUCAUCAGGUUAUAAUUGGAGCAUGGACAUGUUUCAAUCAGUUUAUCGAACUCGGUUUGCAAAUCUCAAAAGUUAUAACGAUACAGCGAUAAAGUCUGCGUGAACAUCUUCGCGCCGUUUUGUUUAUAAAAAACGAACAUCAUGCGUUAUAAAGUAAGCAUCUAAUUAACAUCUUUGUGUGAUCUGGACAUGAUGCAUUCGAUAGACAUUAUAAAAUUAGCAUCUCUGUGCGAUCUGGUGUAUUUCAAUGAGCUAUAUCAUGCAAUAGCAAAUUUCUAACAAACUCCAACUACAUGUAAAUCGCUGAGAAUUUUCGCUUGAGUUGGAAAUUGAACCGUAAACGCACCGACCUUUGUUGUGUUUAACCAUUCAUAUGCUGCAUAUAAUACUCUGACUUGGGAAUGGACAAUACAUCACCAUUGUAAAACAAGAGACGAACACUUUGCAAAAAACUUUUGUGAACAUACCGAAUUUCAUAUUGAGAUGUCAUAGCUGUGAAGAACCAGUCCUAAAGAGGAAUCUUUUACGUAUACGUCGCGAACUCCCACCUCCAAGCUCUACCAAAGAUACUUUCUUUUUUGGAUAAUAGUAGGAUUAUCCCGUUAUGCAUGGUCAGAACUGGAAGCGCUAACUCUUUAAAUUGGACACUUAAUGUCUUACUUAUAGUUAUAGCCACAAUAGACACGGUGACCAACCGCAGAUCGGAAACUUUUAAGCUUCUUCAAAGAACAACGACGGCUUAAGGGUACUUGGAAUUAUACAAGGAGUAACCGUUGUGUUACUUGAAGCUACAUUAUGACGGAUUUUGAUCAGAAAUCUACAGAACGCUACAAUUAGAACCGAGACCUUUAUCAAAGUGUGCGUGUCAUCAUUGUGACGUGUUAAAGGCCAAUGUGGUUUUUCGUUGGAAUUAGAAAAAGGAAGUCCUUGUGAUCUUUAUGGAGAUAUGGAGCGAGCCAAAAAUACAAUAAUGUACCUCUUCCUAUCUUUGACAUUUACUCUUCUGGUGGCACCGGCCCUCGUUGCGUCACAGGUGAAUUCUACUUUGAUCACAAGCAAAGGUUGCUACUAUGAUAACUUCGAAUACGAUGUUCUUCCGGACCUCAUCAAAUGCGAAAGCGCCCUCCAUCAGUCAUGUAGUAACACAUGUAGUCCCAAAAAGCCGUAUUGCCAAUCAAAUGACAUGACAAUGGAGCUCUGUUUUCAAAUAUGCACCAAUCAGAACGCGCGUUACUUCGGGCUACAGGACGGCAGCCAGUGUCUCUGUGGUGGGGCUUUCGCGCCUUAUAAUUCGAGAGGCGCGCCGUCGGAAAGUUCGGCCUGCAGCAAGAACUGCACGGGUGACCCGGGACAGAUGUGCGGAGGAGGCUUUGAAAUACUCGUCUAUGAAAUCAAAGAUCCUGCGUCGGACUGCUUCCAUCCGGGUUACCUCAAUGUCCGUGAAGACAUCUACCCACCGGUCAAUCAAGAAGACUUCCUCAUUAACGAGACUCUGGACUACAGCACCAUUUGCCAAUCACCUAGCAGCUUAACUGGUACACCGACAAUCACCUGCACAGAAAACGACUGGUCGGGGCCUCUUCCGGUGUGUACCAUUCGCUGCUCGCCGCCCGAUCCGAGGCCGUACGUUGAUUUUGAACAGGUGACGGCCGAGAGCUUCGACAUCGGCGAAACGGUGUCGUACACGUGCUUGGGAAAUACGACAACUUCUAACACCGAGUGUGAUCCCACAGGGUUGUGGUUACCCACCGUCUGUCCAGUGAUGUGCGCAAAGACGGCCUUGCCACCAGGGGGCGCACUCGCAACUUCCUCAAAUUAUGACUAUUUUGCCGUGGGGGUGCUCGUAGAUUUCGUAUGCGAUGGAGUGUUUUUAAGUUUUGCGUUCGAGUGUGGAAAUUCUGGAAGUUGGAAUAUAACAAGUUUUACGUGCCCAGAUACCAUGACAACGGCAUCAUCUCCUCCGACCACACCUAGCAACGACCUACCUACGACUAUCAAAGUUGAUAGGACCAUGACUAGCCUAGAAACCACUGGAUCUACUACGGCGGGAGUCGGCGGACCGAGUGGAUCGAAAGGUUGGGUGAUCGCCGUAGCUGUGAUCGUGCCUCUUCUCAUCAUUCUCAUCGUCAUCGUAGUCAUUAUUUGUUAUCGGAAGCGGAAAGAGGAGCAAAAUAGGAAUGUCCCUCAAGUUGUGCUGGGAUAUAUCAAGAAGAGGGGAACACUUGGUGGUACCCUAAGACGUAAUCGCGACCCGGAAAAGGAUCUUACAGACAACCCGGAAGCAGAUUCCGAAAAUGUCAAAAAGGGUGGUACACUGACUCACUCACUGAGCUCCAUGAAGCAACAGUUCGUCAAGCGCGUCACAUUAAACCGAAACAGACCCGAACUGCCCCCGAAGAAGAACCCGAAGAAUUCUAGCUCCCGAUCAGCCACGAGCAACGCCGAAGUUGGAUACGUGAGUCCGAGGGCAGCCCGAACAGCGAGCGAGGUUGAGAUGAGGCACCCGAACCCACCGAUGAAAAGAGCUUCGGUUGUUUCUGUGGUAUCCUCGGUCGACAACGGGCUCAAUGAGGUUUUCAAGAGUGAAUUAAGAACGAGUAGGAGCAGCGAGAUGCUUGACUCGCUCAUGAUGGAAUUCGAUGGCCGGGUCAAUCACGGGUACGACGUUGAAGAAUCUUCGGCCAGAUCGUCACCUUCUUUAGCGUCGAAGAACUCGCCGAAAACAGAACAUGUGGUCAUUCACACUGCGCGUCCAUCUUCUCCGAAAGUCGAUAAGCCGAUGGAAAAUGGUUUGGCGCAUAAUACAGACGGUAAUGGAGAGACAGAAUCCCUAGAAACGGCAUCUGCAUCGCAGCCGCAACUAACCGAUGUGAAGCUUUCGAAUGGUGAGGAAAACGUUAUUGAACUUCAUCCAGAUUCACCGCCUUCUGAUCGUGAGGGCGGCCCGAAAGUAAAUGGAGAUUCAGAAGCGACUGUGAACGGCACUCACCUCGAGGAGGAGUCACCAUACGACAGUUUAGGUGAACCCAAACCAGCACCGGCUGAGAUUUCAAAUGUGAACGGUUCCGCGGGAGAAGGUGAUUCACAUCAUUAUGAAAGCACGAUUGAGCGAAAUCGACCAGCCCCGUUGACAUUGAAAACUAACGGCGGGUCCGACUACGCAACAUUGCCCGGACCUGAGUCGCCGCAGUACGCAACGCUGGCCGAUGUGCAAUCCCCAAACGGAGGGGUAGGAGCUAUGGGUAGCCCUGCGACCCCAACCAAACAUGAUUAUGUCAAUGUCGGACGUGGAAACUCCGUCUCGGCGACGCGCAUCUCGGAAUUCCACCAUCCACGGCCCCCAUCCCUCCCGCCAGACUCGCCAUGAGUCGUACACCCUCCCUGGAUGCUAUUCGUUGAUGCUAUGAACUUUAUGAACGCUGUAAACGUCAAUUACAUGAACUUUCCAGUUCAAGAGUAUAAUGGUGCUUUUUAUUCAGUAACUACAGAAAAUUGUUUUCUCUUAGCUAAAGAAACAGUAAGAUAGACCAUCUGAACAGAAACUUUAAAUUAAAAACGUUGCCCACGGGUAUAUUAUACAAAAGAUGUAGGGGCUACCUAUUAAGAUCCAGGAGACAAUCGGGAACAAGGGUGCAUCCAUUUAUCUUAAAUACCCAAAUGCCCAAGCUUAUGAGCAGAGACACCAAACAGAGGAACAAAGAUGUUCCAGAAUUGUCGAGUAAUACCUCGGUCACACUUUACCAAACCGACUCCAAACGUAUUCUAUUAAGAAUGUAAUGUUUUUUAAUUUUGUUUAUGUACAAUAGAAAUACUCUGGUUUUAUUUACCCCGAGUAGCCACAUGGGUGUUAAUGCUGCUCUUCCUGCUGGCCUUGCAAUUAUUAUUACUUUGAUGGAUAGGGGCACAUUAUUAGGCGUUACCAAAAAAAAAAGAGGUUGUAUUGCCUAUGCGACCGAACCCAAAAUCUUGAAAUCUACGGUCGGCUUUUUAAAAACUUUUUUUUUUGUUACCGUGUUUUAGAACAAAAAUGUUUGAUGAGUAAAUAAAAUAUGUUUUAAAGCAUUCAAAACAGAGGAAUAUCAGCCCAAAGAGGGAGAGAAAAAGAAAUACUAAAGGUUGGAUCGCCUUUAAUUAUUGAGUAACAAGAAUUCAAUCAGUAUCCUUUCCCUAAGCUCCUAAAGCGAGCAAUAUGAAUUUGUACUGCUGCAAGGAUGUGUUAUUUGUUUAAAGUUUGUGAUAUCCUUUUUGUUAUUUCUCUUUAGAUACAUCUCUUUCCUUUUCUCUCUCUCUCUCUCUCUCUCUUUCAGUCUCUCUCUCUCUCUUUCAUUCUCUCUCUCUCUGUGUCUCUAACUAUGUCGCACCUUACCCCCUUCUCUAUGUCUCUCAAUCUCUCUCUCUCUCUCUCUCUGUCUGUCUCUCUCUCUCUCUUUUACUCACUAACUCUUUACCCUUUAGCUUACAAUAAUUGUUAAAAUGAAAUAUUUUCUAUAUUCUAACACAUUUUUUAAAUUGCACAUUAAUGGUGAAAACCGUGGAAAGGAAUAAACAUUUUUAAGUAAAGAAUUACUCAAUUCAUUUUUAAAGAAAAUCUUGACAGUAAGAUUUAUUAUUAAUUUGUGUACUCUUUAUUCGUUUGCUCAAUGAUUUGGUAAUAUACAUGUAUCUCUAAAUCUAUUUAUAUCAGGGUUAUAUUUUUGUUUGUAUGUGCUCGAUAUUUAUUCUCAUUUACUUCAUUUUCUUGUAAAACGUAAGCAAAAUUGUUGCCAAAUAUUGUUCCGCUCCGUUAAAUGUAUUCCUGGAACAAUAAAAUUAGCUUUAUGUCUACAUAAUAUUCA